Porites lobata is the source of this 3222-nucleotide messenger RNA. NCBI's taxonomy places the organism in Eukaryota, Metazoa, Cnidaria, Anthozoa, Scleractinia, Poritidae. The record is from the annotation of a GenBank genome assembly.
AUGAGUCUACUUGGCUCAUUAUUAGCAUAUCAGUCAUUUUCUAGGUUGUUUCCGAGGCUUUUCAGACCAGUUAUAGUUCUAUCUGGGAACACAGGACACCCAUUUCUUCACCAGCACCAACAUGGCAGUCCUUCGAGGAAUUUCUGCAUCGAGCACUUUUUGUCCUCAGCAAAUCUGUCAGAAAAGAAUGCAGACCAAGAAGGGGUGCCUCAAGCUCAUGAAAGGACAAUCUUCGUCACCAGCUUUAAACAGCCGAUAACAGAAGAAAGUCUUCGUGAGCAUUUUGCUCAGUUCGGUGAGAUUGAACGUUUCAAGUGGGCACGAACAAAAACCACCAAGAGAUCUCGGGGAUUUGCCCAUAUAACGUAUAAGAAUGGGGAUGAUUUCGUGAACGUCCUUCGUCAACCUCACGUAAUGGGUGGCCGUCAUCUGGUUGUUCAAAAAAGCCGCCCGAUAUUACAACAGUUUGAAAAAACGCCUUUUGUCCAGGUGCGAAAUGUGGAUUCCUCUAUGACAAAAGAACAGAUGACGGAACACUUUUCAAAAUAUGGUUUCGUAAAGGCGAUAGAUUGGCCAGUUGACAUCUUAGCCAACACCAAACGUGACUUUUGUUUUGUCCAGUUUUCAUGUGCUGAUGAAGCAGAGUUAGCCUGUAAAGAUGUAAACCAAAUUCUUUGCCACCAGGAAGUUCAAAUUCAGAAGAGUAACUCAAAAAUGUGCACAUCCCUUACUAAAAGCAACAGGAUUGUUGUUUCUGCUGAUGCUGCGAUCGAAGCAGUUGUGGUAUAUUUCGGAAAGUUUGGAAAGAUCAGGUCAGCCUGGGCAAAUUAUAACAUUGGUACAAAUCCAAUGUUCUCGCUUUUGUUUGAAGAUGAACAUACUGUACAUGAAAUAAGUAAACAGACUCAUUUCAUUAACAGUCAAGAAAUUUUCCCAUCACGGGGUUUACCCAAACCUACUCUUGCAUAUCCAUUCGAGAAGAAGAUUUUUGUUAGUGAGCUGCCAAAAAGUGUCACAAAGGAAGAUGUUAUCAAAUACUUCCGUCAAUUUGGAAGUGUCCAACAUGUGCAGUUUUCUGAAGAUUGUGGUUCAGGGGAGAAAGUGAACUGUACUGUGACUUUCAUGACACUUCAAGAUGUCAAUAAAGUGAUGGUUGAAGAAGAACAUAACAUAAGUGACAAGAAAAUACAAAUUCGCCGUUUUGGAUAUCGAAAAGUUGAUGAUGCAACAAUAAACAUCAUAAAUGCUACCAGCUCUUUUGCAGGUUGACUGUCUGUGGAUAUUGCAAGUAGUCUUAAGUUUUUCUUGCAUCUUUAAUAAGUGAUAAUUCACCACCAUGGAUAAUACCAUCCAUAAUGGCCACACUUGUUUAAAGUUAUAUCUAGAAAGAAUUCUUGAAAAGUUGAUGUAAGAUUAAAAAGUACCUGAUGUUUCCUGUAUGUAGUGAUUUUAAUUUUCUAAAAACUUUAGAUGAAUAUAAAGACCUAACGUAACCUCUUAAACCCUACAAAUCUACCUAACAGGGCACGUAAUUUGGGAAUUUCAAAGGAACCUGACAAGACACUUACGUGGUAUUUACAUGACGAAGAAGUCUUUAAACGAAAACCGCAGACUGAUCUGGCUGGAAAGCGAGGAAAUGCGAAGGUGAAAAUUGAAAAAGAAGAGCUGGAGAAAGUUCAGAAACAAACCAGGUUUACGAUAAAACAAACCCAGAUGUCUCUUGCAUGUCUUCGUCCCAGAAUCUUUGCGGCUGUUUCCUCGGAAGGAGUGAAAUGCUUGUUCUCUUCCUUCAUGUGCAAUCCAAUAUGGCGCCGUCCAUUAUUUCUGGGGUUCGCGUGGCAUCAAGAAAACCAGCCUUCUUCUUCUGAGAACGAAGUAACGGAUCACCGAAAACUUUUUAUCAGGAAUUUGAAAUUCAAAACCAAAAAGUAUGAUUUAGAGGAGUAUUUUUCUUCAUUUGGCGAUAUUGAGGAGGUUGAGUUACCAGUUACGAAAGUCACUGGCAGGUCCAAGGGCUUCGCUUUUGUAACAUUCCAGGAUGAAUCUGCGGCUAAACGCGCUUUAAACCAUCUUCAUACAUUUGAGGGCCGUGCGUUAACUCUUGCCUAUGCUACAGAUAAUCCUCCACCUGCACAAUGCAGAACUAACGUGAUAUGUGUGAAGAAUGUUACGCCGGAGAUCGACCGAGAACAAAUUAUGGAACAUUUCUCCAAUUUUGGCGCAGUCCUUGCUGUAGAUCUACCAGUCGAUCCUACAACAAACAAAAGACAUCCUUACUGUUUUGUUCACUUCACAUACGAAGAAGAAGCUGAGGAGGCGGUUAAAAAUCGAAUCCAAGCUUUGGGGAAUUGCUCCGUGGAAAUCAGGAAAAGUCUGGCCCGAAUGUCUCCAACGUUUACUGAUAAGAUCGUUGUGUAUCCCCCGGAAGAUAGUACAGUUAAUUCAAUUAGAAAUUACUUUGAGAACUUUGGCACAGUUUUGUCAGUUGUGUUGAAUUUUGUUUUGGUUGGUGACAACCCUCAACCAAGAUUAGUUGCACGAGUUCUAUUUGACAACAGUAAUACUGUAAACAAUGUCAUGAACCAAGCCCAUGUAAUCAAAGGUAAUCCUGUUGUAGUGAUUCGCGGUGACCAAACCAGUAAAUUCCAAGACACAGCCGACAGAAGAAUAUUCAUUGAUGGUCUACCAUCUUGGGUCACUGAGAGGGAUAUCAAGAAAUACUUUUCACAGUUUGGUUUUGUUACGUUAUGUCAUUACUUGCAGGACCCGAAAACUGGUGGUAAACUUAACUGGUGUCUGCUUGCAUUCAAUUCCCCUACUGGAGUACACAAAACAAUGAGAAUAAAAGAGCAUCAGAUUGGAGGAGAGACAGUUAGAGUGCGACGCAAAGGCUGGCAGAGUGAAAGGAUAAGCAGUUUGAUGAAGCACAAAACUGAUUUCCAUUAUUAACUGCACAGAGUCAUGUCUGACAAUCAAAGCGGCAAAAUGGUUGCAGACCUGUCUUUUCUUGAAAAUUGAUUUCUGUUAUUGAAAAAUAAAUUAAUGACGAUCUAUCUGUCCUGGAGUAGAUUGCUAGGAGUCUAUCACACAUUCCGUGCAAGUAGCACAGCCAUGAGAUACCUGACCAUCUCGUGUUACACAUUCCAACUUUCGAACUUGGAAGACAAAACAAGAGACUCCUCACAACCUAUCCCAGGAUGUUUUGCUGAAAAUGCUAUUUGA